AUGAAUCUCUCGAUAGAUACCGCCGAGAACCUACAGACACUUCGUUUAUCGAUCCUUAAGCGCGUUUCCCUCCUCGACCAAUACAUCAAGAACACAAAGUCAUUCGUGUCUCACCAACCGGACGAUGGCUCAGACCCUGCCACAACCUCUGCCACAGAGCUUCAGAAACUUGCCUGGGGAAUCAUAGUCUCUGCGGACAAUUUUAUGAAUGUAGUUCUCGGAAUUAAGUCACGCUUCAGCUCCCGCUCCAGUCUCGUCGAUACGGUCGAAAUCGAAGACUCGAUCAAAUCCGCGACAGAUGUUGGCGUUGCGCAAGAGAAGAAAAAUGUUCGAUUUGCGCUCGCAGAUACAUCUACAAGACAUUCCAUCCAAACAAUCCGGUCCGAAAUCAUUCCGAAAUCACAAAACAAGGUCGAGAAUGGUACAUCACAAGGAUCGACACUCGGUAGCUCCGACCCUGAAAUCCCUGCUUUGUCUAGGCCACAAAAAGGCCACUUCUCCCUGGCAGAAAUCGUCAAAUACCUCACUCACAACGACGAUAAGGCCAAGACAGAUCAGUUGGAGUCUACCUUCUUCCUUACCUAG
Messenger RNA from Fusarium fujikuroi IMI 58289, 585 nucleotides. RefSeq lists its product as uncharacterized. Lineage: Eukaryota; Fungi; Ascomycota; Sordariomycetes; Hypocreales; Nectriaceae. The transcript has a single exon. The record is from RefSeq and is a predicted model, not a curated record. Bases 1 to 585 code for a protein of 194 amino acids.